UAACGGGUGUAAAUUAAGAAAGGAAGAAACUCAAGUUUAAUCUCUCUCUCUCUCUCGGUCAUUUGAUCAAACACCUCUCCUUCAUCGUUCUCAUCACUCACCUACAGCCAUGGCCGCCGCUUCCUCCGCCUCUGCUACUCUCAAAUCCGUUUCUCCAUCCGCCAAGCUCCCCUCCACCUACCCCGCCUCUCCCUCCCUUCUCAAACUCCAGCCACUUCACAACCCAUUUGUCCCCCGAAAUCUCCGCAUCAGCACCGCCUCCUCCGGCCCCGCCGCCGCCAAGAGACCGCUCACUGUCCGCAGCCAAUCCAGUUCAGCUCCCAAAGUUCAGGAACUGUAUGUGUACGAGAUCAACGAGAGGGAUCGCGGCAGUCCGGCGUAUCUCCGGCUGAGCCAGAAACCAGUCAACUCUCUCGGCGACCUUGUCCCUUUCAGCAACAAGUUGUACACAGGGGAUUUGCAGAAGAGGGUGGGGAUAACGGCCGGAAUCUGCAUCCUAAUCGCGCACGAGGAGGAGAAGAAAGGCGACCGUUACGAGGCGAUCUACAGCUUCUACUUCGGCGAUUACGGUCAAAUCUCCGUCCAGGGGGCGUACCUGACCUACCAGGAGACGCAUCUGGCGGUGACCGGCGGAUCUGGGAUUUUCGCCGGAGUUUCAGGCUAUGUCAAGCUCCAGCAGCUCAUUUUCCCCUUCAAGCUCUUCUACACCUUCUACUUGAGUGGCAUUCCCGAUCUCCCCGCCGAGCUGUGCGUCACGCCGGUGCCGCCCUCCCCCGCCGUCGAGCCCUCUCCGGCGGCCAAAGCGUGUGCCCCGGGUUCCACUCUUCCCAAUUUCACCAAUUGAUUCUAAACACUGCCCCCGACUGUCCAGUUUUACUUUUAAGAUUUACCGCAGUAUUUAUCAUUUUCACUGAGCCUCAUUUACCUGGCGUAACAUAGACUCGCUUCUUAGAUCAUUUUCGAAGUCAAUAAAAGCCAUGGGGCUUCAAUAUCUUUCUCUUUGAUAUGUUGGUAUUAUUUGGCAUGUAUUGGUAAUUCUCUUUAUAAUAUGGAGUACCAACUGAAAUUAUUAUUCUAAUUCAAUAUAUUAUUAUAGACUAGUUUUUAAGAGUUGGUGUUUAAUUAAAAACUAAAACUAUACAAAGUUA
Molecule: messenger RNA, 1148 nt
Organism: Cuscuta campestris
Lineage: Eukaryota; Viridiplantae; Streptophyta; Magnoliopsida; Solanales; Convolvulaceae
Source: the annotation of a GenBank genome assembly